Molecule: messenger RNA, 2295 nt
Organism: Corapipo altera (White-ruffed manakin)
Lineage: Eukaryota; Metazoa; Chordata; Aves; Passeriformes; Pipridae
Product: ferritin light chain-like
Exons: 3
Coding region: 175-1008 (277 amino acids)
Biological process (GO): intracellular iron ion homeostasis; iron ion transport
Cellular component (GO): cytoplasm
Molecular function (GO): ferric iron binding; ferrous iron binding
Source: RefSeq, a predicted model, not a curated record
ACCGCCUGCCCACGGGCACGCAGGAAAUGGCAGCACCCGCCCGGCCCCCCCGCAUCCGCAUCCUCCUUCUCCUCCUCCCCCGGCGAGGGCGGGCGGGCGCCGGGGAGCGCGGCGAGGUGUGUCCCAGGUGCCCGGGCUAUAUGAGGCGGCUCGGCGGGGCGGCGCGGCGGCCCCAUGGCGGCGCCGGCCAUGGCCGAGCCGCGCUCCAAGCGGCCCCGCGUCACCCUGCCCGCCUGCCCCGCGCACCGCCCGCUGCCCGCCAGCCGCGUCCGCCACGGCUUCCCCGCCGCCGUGGAGGAGGCGCUCUGCGGCGUCACCGGCGCCCAGCUGGAGCUCCACUACUGCCUGCAGGCGCUGGGUGAAUAUUUUGAUCAGUCGCAUGUGGCUCUACCAAAUAUUUCAAAGUUCUUCUUGCGUCAAGCUCUGGAAGAGAGAAAAGCCGCAGAGGCAUUGAUGAAGUAUCAGCAAGAAAGAGGAGGUCACUACUGUUCUAAAACCAUCCAGAAACCAAACUGUGAUUAUGCAGUCGGUCUGAUGAAAGCCCUGGAAUUAGCAAUGGUACAGUGGAAAACUAUGCUACGGUAUUUUGAAGAGCUUUAUGCCCUGAGUGUUGAAAAUGCAGACCCUCAUAGUGCAAGCACUAUGAAGAAGCAAUUUAUUGCGCCCAAAAUCCGGAAGAUCAAGCUAAUGGGAGAUCUACUCACCAAUGCUCGCAGGCUUGACUGUUCCCAAGAUGGCAGAAAUAGUCUUGGGGAUUACUUCAUGGACCGGUUGCAGAAAGAGUUCAGAACAAGCAUAGAGCCAGAGUCUAGUGAUCACUGCAGCCCCUGCCCACCUCUGCAGCAGUGCACAGGAGCUGCAGAAGGUCUGAAGCGACCCCAGAGAGAAUCUUCCCAGCACAGAAAUGGCAUAGGGCCAAUAUAUGCAACUGUACACUGCACUACAAUGCUGCCACAGUGUAACAAUGGGACAGGAGCAAAAGUGAAGCAGGGCAGGGAGGGCCUUUAACGCUGUGGCUGCUACCGGGCAGCUCCUAAGGCAAACCUUUCCAGAGGGUGGAGCUGGGACCAGAACUCAGGAGACAUGAUCCUGUAUCACUCCUGUCUUACACCCUGCCCCCUCAUCCUCUGUUGAGUCAAAAUCUUGCCUAUACCAUUAUUUUGUUUAAAUGAUAGCAAGGUUGCCAGCUACCUAGAUUGUCAGCAGUAGUCACACUUAAUCUAUGCAAUUCUUCCUAGAAGCCAAAAGCUUUUAAGCUUCUUUUCUGUUUUAAAUGAUUAACAGGAUUAUUUAGUGCAAAUUUUUAACAGUAUAUAUAAUUUUUAUUAAAAAAAAAAAAAAAAAGGAAACCACUGCAGCUUUAGUACAAGGAAACUUUUAUGUGGCAGGAAAUCCAAAUAUUUAGUUUUAUAUUCCUGAAUAUUUUAUAUUCCUGAAUAUAUAUAUAUUAGAUAUUUUACAUUACUAACAAGUAUACUAGCAUAAUGAACUUGUUUUUAAAAAGACUUGGUUUAAAACAAAUUUUUCUUAUUUCUAUCAUAGUAGCAAUUUAAAUAAGUAGUCAAAAUAAUUUACGUAUCAGGAUGAAUAAUUUACUUCUUCAGGAUGAAGGAUGCAAACAUUUCCUCAACACUGAGAAUAAGAAAACAUGCUGGUUUUCUCUACAGUUAUGUGCCUAGUUGGCUUUUCUCGUUGUCAGAAAACAGAUGAGAGAGAAAUUAGGAGUUUUUAUUAGCUGAGAUCUUUACAGGUUCUACUGGAUAUUUUGCAAGUGUCACUGAAGACACUAGCUCUAGGGCUCUGUCCAGACUUGACCUAGGAUGGUUGCUUUAGUUUUCAUACAGACCCCUAUUUCAGCUAGUUCAAUUAUGGUAUUACUAUGGUACUCCUGCUAUUUCUUGUAUUCCCUAUUUGGUCCCAAGUAGAGGCAUAAGAUCCUAGCGAAAAAGCAGCACACUUAACUAGUAUUGCAUCAGAGAGAGUGGCCACUCAUUAGUUUUGCCUUUCAGUUGGGACAGUAUUAGCCAGUUUGGUUAAAGUUCAGAAGUUCAGAGGUGUCCAAAUUCUUUUCCUUCGUCUCCUGCAGGAGUGCCUUGCUUUUUGUACCCUGACUCCCAAGGUCACUUAAGAAGAGCAACUGGCUAGAUCAGCUGCCUGCAGCUAGGUUGUUUUUUUUUGUCACUAUACACAACAUCUUUUUUGCAAUUGGGGUUUGAUUCAUUGAAAGAUUGUCUCACAUCAUGUAAUACUGUAAGUGAUACUCCUAUUCUUGAAAAUAAAUUCAGUUCAAUGUUA